AUGGAACAUUUGCCAGGCGAUAUCCUUCCUUCGAUUCUUAUUUUUCUAGAAACCUCACAAAUAUUCAGGCACAUAGUUUUAUUAAGCAAAACUUUUUAUCAUGCAACGAAAGCGAUUGGGUUUCUUCGAAAUCUUGUCCAAAGGGAUUUUUAUAUCCAAAAACCGCUUGAUUUAGCAGACUGCACGUGCUAUAGACUUCUGAAAGAAUCUCUUGAGUUUAAGCAUAAAGAGGACUAUGAAUAUUUAGAUUUUAAAGGCUACUCCACAAAUGGAGGGGUUGAUGAGGAUAAUCCUAUUUAUUGACUUGAAAAUCUCUUUGAAAAAAACCAGAAGCCUUAUUGUUGCCGUGAAAAUAAGACAAAUGUGAAUAUCGUAAGUGUGCUGGUUGACUCACAGUUCAAUAAUGUGGAAUAUUAUCUGUCUAAAAGAGAAGCUAUUAAAAUCAUAAAAGAAUGGAUGAGGCAAAAAAAUAGGAAUGUACAAAAGAAAUGUGAGCAUGCAGGAAUUACUAUAUUUAAGUAUGUUUUUUCUAAUUUUCCAUUAGAUGCCAUUGCAUGUGGCGAAAAUGACCCUGAAGCUUUCAAAGAAAAAGUUCGCUAUGUAUACCAGCAGCUAGAAGAAAAACAAUGUGAUGUAUUAAAAUCAAGAAGAUAUGUAAAUGAUCCAUUUUUGCUAGAUAUUCCAAUUGAUAUAAAUGAAGCUGAUACCGCUCCUUUUAUAGCCUGCAUAACAGGCCUUGAAAUAUCAAGAGUCGGAAACUUUACUUGUCCAAUCAAAACAUUAAUUAUUUUUACAAGUGAAUCAUAUAUUGAUGUAACUGACCCAGGUCUCAGUAUUUAUGAUAAUUUAACUUAACUUAACUUAUAGAUUAGAAGGCGUCUGCCGUUUUGAUUACGCAGUCACCAAGGACCUCGAUAUGGAGGUUCACCUGCUUUGCGGCGUAGUCCUAACAAAUUAUAAAGGUCUGCCAAGAGGACAUACGUCUACUCCUUCCCACAGCGUGCUGCAGCUUAAGUGUUGAGUUGGCGGGCUAUGGACUUCUGCGGCUUGCUGCUUGAGUUGACGAGAGUUGGGUUUCCGAAAUUCAAAAAAAUGGAAUUUCUGGGGUUUUUUUCGGCAAAAAGGGAAAUUCCAAGUCCUGGAACGUAACGCCCAGUUUUACGCUAGGUAGUUGCCAGAUUGGUCUAGGCAUUGUCUGUAGACUCUGCUGGGCUUGCCCUUUCCAAACCUGGACUCUCUUUCCUCUCGAGGAGAAAAUCCAUUCUGGUCAUUGGACAUGGGCCAGGCUCUGCUCUGCAGAAUUGCUUACCAUGGCUUUGUUGCCCAUUUCCGGAAUGGCAAAACCUUGCCGGAUAUAAUUAAAAUAUGAGUCGAGUAUGUAUGGCCGGGAGGCCAUACCCAGACAAAAAUGCCAUAUGUUAAUUAUUAUGAUAAUUUAACAAAUGAUGAUUGUGUUAAAACGUUUUUGGAAAGCGAACAAAAGAUUAAAACUUAUCCAAAGUGUGAGUGCCAAGGAUAUGAAUAUUUUGAAUUUAAGCCAACUGAUUUUGUGAUUAAGCCUAUUGUGUGGAUUAAUUUUUUGGAAAGUCCAAGGGUUUAUGAAGUAGAUAUUGAUUUAAUUGGAAAAUUCUCUGGGAUGUAUUUGUGUGCGAAAUUAAUAUGUGCUGAAAAUAGGAGGUCUGAAGAAGGAUGGGAGCAUGAAAAUAUGAAUAUUGAUAUCACUUGGAUUUUGGCAAAAGGAAAGGUGAUAUCUUUUGAAGAUAAUUUAUAA
Messenger RNA from Blepharisma stoltei, 1771 nucleotides. Lineage: Eukaryota; Ciliophora; Heterotrichea; Heterotrichida; Blepharismidae. The record is from the annotation of a GenBank genome assembly.